Messenger RNA from Nematocida ausubeli, 1542 nucleotides. RefSeq lists its product as uncharacterized. Lineage: Eukaryota; Fungi; Microsporidia. The coding region runs from base 1 to 1542 and encodes 513 amino acids. Gene Ontology annotation, molecular function: actin filament binding. The record is from RefSeq and is a predicted model, not a curated record. Gene Ontology annotation, cellular component: plasma membrane; cortical actin cytoskeleton; cell projection. Gene Ontology annotation, biological process: actin cytoskeleton organization. The transcript has a single exon.
AUGCAAAGAGAGGAGACUUGGGAGACCGUGCAGACAAAAACAUUUGUAAAUUGGAUAAAUUCUAAACUCGAAAAGGGAGAGGCGCGCUACAAGGAGGAAUCUGUCCUGGUGCCAUUCUCGUUUAAAAAGGUCGUGGAUCUGAAGAAAGAUCUUCAGGAUGGAAUAGUUCUUCAUUCUUUAUUAUAUUCAGCCACAGGAUCAAUAUUGCGAUUUAAUGCGAAGCCAAUAUUAGUAGUACACAAGAGAGAAAAUAUUGAGAGAAUUAUUGACUAUCUGAAGCAAAACAAGGUUGAGAUGAUAAAUAUUGGAGCUGCUGAUAUCCAGGAAGGAAGCAUCAAGCUCACGCUUGCUUUAAUAUGGAGAUUUAUCAUGGCAUUUUCUUUGCAGGAGGUAAGAGAAAGUGGAGAAAGCAUACAGGAAAGAAUUCUUAAGUGGUGCCAGAAAAAAACUGCAAAGUACGGGGUGUCAGUUAAGGACUUUGGAAAGAGCUGGCACGAUGGAAAGGUACUCUCUGCUCUGGUGCACUCAGAUGUAGGCGGGUUUAUAUUUGACGAUGGAACCUCGCAGGAAAUAUCGCAGAGAGCCCUUGACCUUGCAACUGAGUACCUAGAGGUGCCUUCUUUAAUAAGCGCAGAGGAUCUGACAACUGGAGUGUGCGACGAGAAGUCCAUGCUGACAUACUUAAUAGAGUACUACACAGCCUCUAUCAAGAAUAGCGGAAAGAUCAAACGGAAGGUUGCAGAAAAAGCAGCUCUACACGCUUCGCAGAGUGUUAUUCACACAAAAGAGCAGAUUGACCAGGUAUUUGAGAUGCUUGAGAAGGAAAUUCCAGACUUGGAGCGGGCAAAGAAGGAAGUGGAUGCCGUGUAUACCCGCGUAAGAGCUGCAGAGCAGAAGGCCAUACGCUAUGCUAUUGCAUAUAUUAUACAGUGUGAUGUGCUGAACCGAAUGCAGAGUCCAUACUCUCCAAUGAGUAUAAAGCUGCCAGCCUCUUUCAAGGCUCUGCCUGCAGUGGGCAUAUCUGACUGCGUGUCUUUCCUUGACACUCUCCAUGGAUGGAACAUCAGCCAAGGCAAAAAGAGCGAUAGCGAGAUUGCCAAGACGUUUUAUAGCGUGCUUGGUGAUCUGAUGAGCCUUUCUAAGUGCGUUACCUUCCUGGGCGCGUUAGAGUUUCUUAGUGCAGUGAGCGCCCGGAUUGAAGGAGUGCUUCUUCCAAAACACAAGCUUUCUGUGGAGGAUCUCUCUUUUUCUGCAAUUGAGACCAGCCGUAUUAUGAAGGAAAGGCUUGGGUGGGUGCUACUUGAGGUGAAGGAUGGCGUGAGAAGAUUUAAUGAGUCCUUUUCCGAGGAAAUAUCGCGGGAAAAAACAUAUGUAUGCACGCCACUUUCCAUUGAAAUGCAGUCCAUUUCCCUUCCCUGCCCGCACAAAGACGAGUGGGCGCUUAUUGGAGGGCGUGAUGCAUAUCUGCGCAUAGUGUCAGAAGGGCUCUCUAUGAUGGGCGCGAAGGAGUUUACUGCAAUUGCUCCGGAGUCUGAAAAAUAA